Molecule: messenger RNA, 558 nt
Organism: Aspergillus eucalypticola CBS 122712
Lineage: Eukaryota; Fungi; Ascomycota; Eurotiomycetes; Eurotiales; Aspergillaceae
Exons: 1
Coding region: 161-454 (97 amino acids)
Source: RefSeq, a predicted model, not a curated record
UUUCUUCUUUUGUCUCUGCGUGGCUUUUUUGGCUUUUCCCUUCCCCUCUUGUCCCGGCUUGGGGAGGCUUGUGUCUCACCCCCGACAGCGGACAUGGUUUGUCCCGACAUUUUCCGUAAUGAUAAUGACCCUGGUCGUAUAUAUAUACACAUAGCCGCACAUGAAGAUGCGAUUUUGGAUUUGCAGCCAACCAGCCUUUGAUUGCAUUACUCACAUCACUUGGUACAGCGGGGACAGCCUGGCUCUACUAGUACUUGUUAGUAUAAUAGGGAGGGAAGCCAUUGACGGGCGGAGAAAAUCCACGAAUCAGCCAAGGGAGCUUGAGUGGAUGAGAAAAAUUCAAACGUUAGUAACCAACGGUGCUGGAAUCCAGCACGUUAGAGAGUCCUUGGCGAAGGCUAAAAGGAGGGUACAAUGUCGGCUAAAUUCCAGUCCCAUGUCAUGGUUUAGUUGACCAGGAGUACUACAACUAGUAGGUAGCUACUUACUAGUAUCAUGUUGGGGUGACUGGGGUCCCCCGCGAUUAUUGCAUGAGGGAUUUAUCUACUUGGUCAUUCG